AUGGGCCGACCACCCAAGAAAAGGACACGGGCAGACGACGAGGGGCCUGACUUCCCAGCGCAUUCUGAGGCUGACAUCUGGCCCAGUCUAGGGGACUCGCAACAGCCUUCCACAAUGAGCCCCACCACAGCCAUCUUCCCAGAUACUGAUCAUCUUUGCCCGGUGCUUUACUGGCGACCUGGUACGAGCACGAACUCGCCACACGCCCAGCCCGCAGACCUAUUAUCGGGCUACGAUGACCACAACCACAGCUGGCGACCAGAGCAACUGAAACAACCAAGUGUUCCUGUAUUCCCAACAUCAAGUCCUUGGCCUGAUUUCUCAACCGUCUCCGAGGCCACGGCCAUGCCAAUGCCAUUUCCCAGCCCUACAAGUUUCCCUCCCAUGGGCUCCCUUCCGCUAUCCCCUUCUACUUCCGUCUCCUCUGAUUCUCCAGCAUCUAGCUGUACUUGUCUAUCAUAUCUAUAUCUCUGUCUCAGCCACAUGACGUCCAUUUCCUCCUUUCCUGUCAGUGACCACACUCUAUGCUCCCUAUAUAUCGCUGCACGAACAGCACGAGACGUGAUCCGCUGCCAAAUCUGUCCUAAAGCCUUUGCAACGGGCGUUCAAAAUGUCAUGUUCAUAGGAACUCUUUUAACCGUCGCCGCGGAUGCUUGGCUGCGCGUUUCUAAGACCGAUGCCACCCAAUUAGGAUUGCAGUCCGCGCCAGCAGAUUACAUUGCUCGGGUACUCCAAAGCCCCGAUCCAGCACAAACCUGGAAAAUAUGGCUUCACCAAGUUGUUCGACGCGCUGUCGUUGGUGGCUAUCUAGACCCAGAUUCUGCAGUUACUUGUUCCGAGCAGCAGUCAGAUCUAUUGUCUAUGAUCAUGGAAAUUGAGAACCGGCAACGCCGCUGGCAUGAACCUGGGCAACAUCCGACCCAAAAAUACAGCCCACCAUCCCAGGCAGAUCAGCCACAGGACCAAGAUGAAACCAAUGAUGGAAACGAGUAUUUAUGCCUUCGUGUGGUUGGAAGUGCCAGAAAUGUGAUCACAAAAUUCAAUUUUGCACCUGAUGAUUAUGCUGAGGGUGUCGAGCCAGUCAAUAACAAUGAUCAGGGUGCAGAAGGCUACAGGUAA
This is a messenger RNA of Penicillium paradoxum, 1119 nucleotides long. Its product is annotated as Zn(II)2Cys6 transcription factor rglT. Bases 1 to 1119 code for a protein of 372 amino acids. The record is from RefSeq and is a predicted model, not a curated record. The transcript has a single exon. NCBI's taxonomy places the organism in Eukaryota, Fungi, Ascomycota, Eurotiomycetes, Eurotiales, Aspergillaceae.